Penicillium alfredii is the source of this 819-nucleotide messenger RNA. RefSeq lists its product as uncharacterized. Bases 1 to 819 code for a protein of 272 amino acids. The record is from RefSeq and is a predicted model, not a curated record. Lineage: Eukaryota; Fungi; Ascomycota; Eurotiomycetes; Eurotiales; Aspergillaceae. The transcript has a single exon.
AUGGGCGAUAUUAAUAACUGGAGGCCGAUUGGCGGCACGCAAUGGUCAACAAUGGAACUAUCUGUCAGCUUCAACAAGUGGUCUAGCGUUUCAAAGAUCUACCAAACUUGUGGCCGUUUAGAGGAUGCAAGGUUCUACCCUGACCAUUGUUAUCCUUUUAUUCAAUCAGAACACCUCAGAGCCGAUCCGAUCCGAUUCCAGAUCAUCUGCAGAUUCGCAGAUCUUCUUUGUGCGGAGGGACGCUGCGCCAAAGCACGGUCAAUUAUUGAAUCAGAGAUUCAGUCGGUUUCAAACCAUAACCAUGGCAAACUCGCCAAAGCCCUCCGACGUUUGAAAGUGUCUCUGGUUGAUGUCGACAUUGCCGAAGGAAAAUACGACCAAGCCUCUUUGAAUGUUGAAUGGCUGAAACAGCAAUUCAUCAGAGUCCCAUCGCCAGACAUCAGCGAUCAGUGGUUACAUGUACGCGCCAUUGUUGCAUCUGCCCGACUUUUGCACUCCCAAUGUCGGCUUCAGGAUAUCUUGCGUGAGUGGGAGAAAGUCUUGUUGCUUUUGAAACAAUAUUCCGACACUUUCAAGCCUGAAGGGGUUUUCUACAGUCUCGGUCAGCUCUCCGUUUCACUUGCACGCAUCCAGUCUGCCUAUUUCACAGACAAUGAUCGUAGCAUUGCCUCGGAAACUUGGCGUGCUGAUGCGAGGCAAAUUUUCGACAAAGGUUGCGCUGUUCUUGUCCACGAGAUUAUUAACUAUUGGGUCCCCAUACUACCUAAGACUGUCAUACCCGACAUUUUAUCAAGGUUAGAGUCUGCAGAACCGAGCUAG